Caenorhabditis angaria is the source of this 1103-nucleotide messenger RNA. The record is from the annotation of a GenBank genome assembly. NCBI's taxonomy places the organism in Eukaryota, Metazoa, Nematoda, Chromadorea, Rhabditida, Rhabditidae.
AUGCUCACAAAACAAACCGGAUGGUUCGAUAUUCCACUCGAAAUUCGAGAAAUCAUCAUGAAUCAAAUGCCGUUGCAAUCUUUAUUGAGGUUUGGAGGAACAUGCACGAAGAGUCAAACGGAAUCGAGAAAUUCGAACAGCUAUUUUGAUACUAUUGUAUUCAGAGAUUAUUAUAUCAAUGAUCGAGUGACAAGAGUUCCAUUCAAAUAUUUUAUUAAGAUUGGAAAGGAGUUCUGUAUAGUGAUUGAAAAACUCGAUGAGAAUCGAAGUUUGGUGUUUGGUGAAAAUGGGGAAUCGAAUGACCGGAAAAUAUUAUGGAGUGAGAUUCGAGAGGAAAAUGUGGGCAAAGUGUGCUUGGCCAUUGUGAAAGAUUUUUUGGAUAGAAUUGGAAAAAGAUUGAGGAGAUUCGAAAUUUCAACAGGGGUGAGAAACAUUUUGAAUCUAGAAACGUAAUAAGCCUGGAAACCUAGCUCUAGAAGAUAGAAGAAUUUUUUUUUCAGAAUAGCAGAGUUCGCAGUCUUCUUGUCUUGAAUUUAAACUUGGCACAGCACAAUUAUAAAAAUCUUCAACAACUCAUAAUUUGGAAUGCUCAACGACAAAUAGAUCUGAUACAAUGUGGUUUUAUCGAUUUUGAAACAAUCAAAAAAAUCACUAGAUUGAUUGAAAUUCCAGCUACAAAUUUUAAAUUUGAUGAAUUGUUGCAAGUUAAAGCAAGUAUUAUCAAGAUAUAUUUGGGAGAGAUUCUAACAAUGGAAAAUAUUCGAUUGUUUAUCGAUUUAUGGAGGAAUGGAAAAAUCAAUCCAAAUUUCCAGUCAUUGGAAAUUCAAGCAUCGUAUAGAAGGUCAAUGCUCACUCGGAAAAUUGAAGUCGAUUAUAGAGAUUUAUUGCACCAGGAUAGAAUUUCUCAACAUUAUAAGGAGCUUGUUCAAUCAAGAAUAGAUCCAAAAGUGUUUCUUGCGAUCUAUUGUGGCGAUGCAGGGCUGGAUUUGAGAUUUUCGGAGAUAAAACAAGAUGAUUCGCGAUAUAAUUGGGCUUUUCGUCAAGAUUUUCAUCAUGAUUUUGAUGACGAUGACGAUGACGAUGAUGAUAAUGAUAAUGAUUGA